AUGGCGGGGCUGUACGCGAGCCCCCGCUGCGUGACAGUGCUGCGGCUGACCAACAUCCCAGAGCCGCCAGAGUGGGGCAAGCGCUCCGUCUGCCUCUUCGGCUUGAAGAACGGCAUCGAAGAGCAGGCGAUCCUCGCGACGCUUGGCAGCUUUGGGCAGAUCGAGACGUGCGAGCUGCACACAGCUCCUGCGAUCGUUCGCUUCGCCACGCGCGAAGCGGCGGUUGCGGCCGUGGCGGCGGGCGCGGAGCAGCUGUGCAAGGGCAUUGGCAUGCUGUACAACACACAGCCGUACGAGCGGCGGGGCUGGUGCCACGCCGAGAGCAACUUCGCGAAGAUCAUCCUCGGCACGCACAGCGAGCUCGGGCUGGGCAGCGCGGGGCACGCGCCCAAGAUGAUCGACGUGCUGGACGAGCAGCCUGUGACCCUCACGAGCGCGCCCACGACCGACGCGUUCAAGGCUCAGUUCGAGGAGACGGAGGGAAGGAGCGAGAAGCAGGUCAUCGCUUUCACCGGCAAGGGCGACGAGGAGAAGGUGGUGGAUAUGUACGCCAGCUUUUACACGUCGGUCGUCUUCGAGGAGCGCGCUCGGCAGCGGAUGCGGGAGCAGCGCGCCGCCGCGGACAGGCGCAAGAGGCGCAUCCGCCUCGUCGCCUUUGGCGGGGGGCUGGUCGCCCUUUUGGCGUCACUCGCCGGCAUCGUCGUCGGGCUGCUCCAAAGCAGCCCGAUGAUUAGCGCUACCAUCCUCAGCAUCAUGGGGAUAGCUUUCUUCUGGGGAGUCUUCUCGAUGCUCCUCGCCGUGCUGCCCACGGACGAGGACCUUCUCCGCGGGCUCUCCGUCAACCUGGCGCUGCCGCUUCUCGGAUGGUUCUUCUGGUGGUUGGCGGGACGGCCUCUGCACCCGUUGACUACGGCUAACCUCUGGUCGUUUUCGGCGGCCUUCAGCCUCCUAGCUAUGUGCGACUGCCUAGCUGCCGCUGCCUUCCUCCCGGCCUGGCGCGACGCCUUUCUCGCCGGCCUGCUGCCCUGCCGCUCCACCCGCGUCGGCCCCCGGGCGAUGACCGCCCCCGCCUGCUUGAGCCGCAUUUGGCUGGUUUCCCGGCUGUUAGCUGGAGUGGCAGGAGUGCUCGUCGUGAGCAUGGCUGCGGUCGAUUCGAACCUGUGGCCGUUCUAUCUGGCUGGCGCCGCCAUCCUCCUCACCGCCGUCGCUCUCCGCCCCUCCGCCCGCCGCUACUUGCAAGCCCGCCUCGCCCGCCUCGGCGCCUCCGGCGGAAGCGACGACGCGCAGCUGGCGGCGCUGGCGGCUCUCUCCGGCGGCGGCGAGAAGGCGCUGGCGCGCGCGCAGGCGGCCUUCCGCCUGCUGCCCUUUGACACGCUGACGGCUGAGUCUUCUGUCUUUGUGAGCCACUCCUGGCACGACAGCCGCGAGGGCAAGUUUGCGGCGCUUCAGCGGUGGGCGGAGGGCGACACGGCGGAGCGCGGCACGGCGCCGCUGCUCUGGCUGGACGCCGCGUGCGUCACCCCCGAGGACGCGGGCGCGCUCGAGCUGCUGCCGCUCCUCGUCAGCGGCUGCCAGCGCUUCCUCAUCCUGGCGGGGCCGACCUACGCGAACAGGCGCGCGCGGAGGAGGCCGCGAGAAAGAAAUGGAGGCGACAUCGACCGUGUGACUGUGCUGCCCGUCGUCGAGGCCAGCAACGAGGCGGACGAGGCGGCGGCGGACGCGACAAAAGCGCUGCAGCGCGAGCUCGGGCGGUUCAGCGUGGAGCGGGCGCGUUGUUCGCAGGAGCGGGACACGCAGAAGCUGCUCGGCUGCAUCGAGGCUGGGUUCGGCAAGUACGAGUCGUUCAACCAGGUGGUGCGCCGCAUCUUCUCCGGCCGGUCGAGCUCCAGCUUCGGUGUUGCAGCCCCCUCUCGAAUGCCGUUUGAACUUGAGCCUUCGGCGAUGGACGAGCAGCUGAGGCACGCAGCACAUGUCAUUCAGCGGCACGCCCGCCGCUUCAUCGCUUGA
Messenger RNA from Emiliania huxleyi CCMP1516, 2007 nucleotides. RefSeq lists its product as hypothetical. Bases 1 to 2007 code for a protein of 668 amino acids. The record is from RefSeq and is a predicted model, not a curated record. The transcript is spliced from 6 exons. Gene Ontology annotation, molecular function: nucleic acid binding. Lineage: Eukaryota; Haptophyta; Isochrysidales; Noelaerhabdaceae.